Molecule: messenger RNA, 186 nt
Organism: Peronospora matthiolae
Lineage: Eukaryota; Oomycota; Peronosporomycetes; Peronosporales; Peronosporaceae
Source: the annotation of a GenBank genome assembly
AUGGCUCUGUCAGUACGUGCCAAGAACUUUAUCCUGGGCGGCGGCCUCGCUACCUUCGCUUCCGCCAUCUUCGGCUACACGUUCCAUCAGAUGGGCCAGGACGACUUUAAGGACCUGGACACCGUCAAGGUGAACGUGCACCAGAGCGGCAUCAAACCGUCAGCUGUCGGCAAGCACGACGAGUAG